ACAAUUUUGUUAGGAUAUAGGAUAUCUAGCUAGGUUCAGCUGAAAUUACUUCCGGGUUCAGAGGCUCACGAGAGUAUAUCUAAACGGUUAUAUGAGGUAUCACACAUGUUUAUAUUCAUGGAAAAUUAUUUUGUGAUGUGACAUUCAUAGUGUCAGAAAAUGCUGGUUGAAGGAAGUUAUAGGUGCAGUACAAGCUACAGGAAUUCUAAGAUGUCAUGGAAGUAAAAUGGGGGUGUGUCAAGUGUACAUUUCAAAACUGUGAAUAUUUGCCUCACUGCGAGAUAUGUAAAACAUCGAGGCCUGAAUCAUCCGAGGGUUCUGAUAAGAAGACUGCCAGUACUGACCUGAAAUCUGGUACAUGGACUUGUUGGGCUGACAAUUUCUCCGAGACAGACUGUUCCGUUUGUAAAUCAGUACUUAAACAACAAAAAUAUAAAGAUAAGAAUGACAACCUACCAAACAAUCCUUAUUAUAAAAAUAAAUUAACAAAAGGCGACGAAAAACCGACUCUGCAAUUAGCUAAUAUAACUCAGAAGGACAAGGACAAGAAGCAGGGUGAUCACAACAUUAUGGCUUCGGACAACAACGCAAUAACAUUGGCAAAAGAUGGAAAGAGAAGAGUUAUUGGACUUGAUAAAAUGUUGUCAAAAACACAACAACAGUCAGACACGCCGAAGUCAGAAUGCCAGUGUCAUGUUUGCACUUUUAUAAAUCCAGCUAAAUCAGACCAUUGUCAGAUAUGCGGUUCUGCCAUCAAAUCAAAACAGUCGCACAAAGGGCUCCGUGGUACAAUUAAGCUGAAGCAUCCCUUCAAUGGCGGAAAAUCUUUCCUCGCAAGCCAUUUGCGACAAAUCGAAGAUGAUGAGGCGAUUCAAAGGUGGCGAAACAUAAUCUCUUUCUGCAAAAAGAAUCGUGUUGAAUUUAUUGACGACUCGUUUGCUCCAGACUCAAGGUCUUUAUACAAAGAUCCAAAGUGCAAACUUGCAGGACUCAAAGUUAAAUGGCUACGCUGUCAGCAGAUUGUCUCGAAUCACAAGGAACCAUGGGUGGUAUAUAGGUCGCCUACGCCAGACGAUAUAUCUCAGGGUCAGUUAGGAGACUGCUGGUUUUUGAGUGCCUUGGCCGUUCUGGCCGAACGACCUGAACUCAUCAAGAAGAUAAUACCGACGAAGGAGUUCUGUCCGGAAGGGAUAUAUCAAGUGAGGCUGUGCAAAGAUGGAGUUUGGCAGAUUGUUCUGCUUGAUGACGUAUUUCCUUGCGAUCAAUAUUCACGCCUCCUUUUUUCACAGGCAAAGCGAAGACAAUUGUGGGUACCAUUGAUAGAGAAGGCAAUGGCAAAACUACAUGGCUGCUACAAAGCGGUAGAGGCAGGACACUGUGUUGAAGGACUGUCUAUAUUGACUGGUGAACCGUGUGAGACAAUAUCAUUACAAGGGAGCAGCAGGCGAGGAUACCCAAUUGAUAAAAACUUCAUCUGGGCUCGACUUCUUAGUUGUAGAGAAACAAGGUUUUUAAUGGGGGCGCCGUGUGGCGUGGGGAAAGCCGACGGAGACGAGGAUUCGUACAAGUCUGUGGGACUGGUGUAUAACCAUGCUUACUCGAUUCUUGACGUGAGGGAAAUAGAAGGACACAAACUGUUGCGCCUGCGUAACCCCUGGGGCCGCCACUCUUGGAAAGGCGAUUGGAGUGAUCAAUCAGCCACGUGGCAAAGCGUCAAUUCUAAGUUUAAAAUGGAGCUUGUACCCAAUGGAGGAACGCCUGGAGUAUUUUGGAUGUCCUUUGAAGAUCUCUUCAAGUAUUUCCAAUGUGUUGAUGUGUGCAAAGUACGUCCAGAUUGGCGGGAAGUUCGUAUAAAAGGAGUUUUCCCGCAGAACGCAAGUCAUUCCCCUAAACUGGUUAAGGUGACAGUUGCUGAGACAACCGAAUUAGAGAUAGGGUUGUACCAGGAGGGAAAUAGGGGUAGCGAGAAUAAAGAUUUGUCGGACCUCUGUAUCUUGGUGUUUAAAGAGUCCCCUACUGAGGACAAAGCGGUGGGCAGUUUUGUGACUUGGAGCAGGCAUCAUUUGAAAAGCUAUGUGGGAUGCAAUGCUAUGCUCAAACCCGGCAAAUACGCCAUUGUCCCUGUUUCUUUCAACCACUGGUCAAUUGCUUGUCUAGAAAAAAGUAAGAAGUUCAUGCUGUCCAUACAUAGCUCCAAGGACAUUUUCGUAGAGGACUGUAUGAAGAAAUACAAACAUGCUUUUGCCGAUGUGGUCAUGCAGCUAGCUAUCAGCAAUGGUUCCAUGGACAAGUUGAAGGACAAUGUAACCAUGUACACAGUUAGUAAAGGUUUGUGGGGAAGGAUGUAUGUUGUUGAAAAUGGAAUGUCCAACAAACGAAUACAAAUCAAGCUGGACUGUAAUAGAAGCAAGAACGUCAUACCAACACGAGACACACUUCUUACGCUAGAUAGCAUCCCACCACGUCAUAGACAAGUUGUCAUGGUGUAUACACAAGAUGACAGACGGGCAGGGUGCUCUUUUUCCGAACAUAGAGAAUACAACGUUACAAGUAACACCGGUCUAGACUGUUGGGGAAAGCCUGGAUUAAACCAUGAUCCAGACAUCGAUCCAUCCGUUGCCGGACUGCAUAUGUCAGUACCGAUGUAAUACUACUCCGGUGAUGGACCUCACCAUAACUAUAUAUAUAUAUUAGUGUGAACAUUAUGAGUGUACUGUGUACUAUAAUGACUAUAUAUAUAUAUAUCUCAAUUAUUAGUGUUACCUGACUUGUUGCUGGGAAAGUGAUGUUGUAAAUCCAUAACUGGAUAACACGCUGUUGUCCAUUAGUGUCGAUCUAAGCAUAUGACAAGCUGAAAUGGCCAAUAUGACCUUUAUUCAAUAACUGUUUUUCAUUGUAAAACAAUCGUCACCAUUGUGCACUAAGUAUCAUUACAGCUUGAUAUGGUUUUACGGAGAUCGUCCAACAUAGCACCUGAGUGGCAAUAUCAGGAACUCUCCAACUAUUUUUUGCAUGUUGUUUGAAAGGUCCGACCGCAGCCAUUGUCUGCAUUAAUAUUUGACCCAGCCGUGUAUCCCGUCACGUCUGGAAGCAUUUUAAGCGCCAAUAAGGGCAGCAAAUACAAGUGACUAUAAUUCCAAGUCACACGGAGACUUCUGAUCGACAUAUUUUGAUAGUUUAAUCAUACUCCCAGGGGAGGUAAUACAGCUUAAAAUGUGGUCCUAUCAAUGAACUCAAUAUGAAGAGUUUUUAAUUCCUCUUGGCAUGGCUAAAUGAUCCUUGUAUGAAGGAUUAGAAGGUGUAAACUUUUGUAUUACAUGCAUUUUGCAUUCCAACUGUUCUGAGAUGGCUGGAUUAAAGACAAAAAGAAAGAUUAAACAGUGCAUUGUUGGGGCAAAAAACAACAACUUGGUAAUAGGAAGAAUAAACAGUGGAUUAUUUUGGUCCGAAGAAAAGUUUGAGUGUAAAGUUAUUGUAACAUAGCAUGUUGCGCGGACUAGACUUGAACCUGCCACUUGUUUACACUCUUAACAUACAUAAAUUUGUAAUACAUAUAACGACGCUAUUUAAUAUGCAUAUGCAUAUAGUCGAUUGUACAUGUUUGUUGUUCUCUUAUUCUUUAUUAUCCAUUCUAUUCUAUAUAUCCGUAUUACGUGAUGUGAAUAAAAUAUAUGUUUGUA
Mya arenaria is the source of this 3680-nucleotide messenger RNA. Its product is annotated as calpain-D-like. Gene Ontology annotation, biological process: proteolysis. The record is from RefSeq and is a predicted model, not a curated record. The transcript has 13 exons. NCBI's taxonomy places the organism in Eukaryota, Metazoa, Mollusca, Bivalvia, Myida, Myidae. The coding region runs from base 216 to 2648 and encodes 810 amino acids. Gene Ontology annotation, molecular function: calcium-dependent cysteine-type endopeptidase activity. Gene Ontology annotation, cellular component: cytoplasm.